Morchella sextelata is the source of this 417-nucleotide messenger RNA. RefSeq lists its product as uncharacterized. The coding region runs from base 1 to 417 and encodes 138 amino acids. The record is from RefSeq and is a predicted model, not a curated record. NCBI's taxonomy places the organism in Eukaryota, Fungi, Ascomycota, Pezizomycetes, Pezizales, Morchellaceae. The transcript has a single exon.
AUGCAAUUCCCCGCACUUAUUCUGCUCCUUCUCGCCCUCACUACCAGUUCUUCACUUGCCCAACAAAGAACCGCCGCUAGCUAUGACAUGAAAUAUGACAACCCCAAUCUCCCCACCGAUGUAACAGCUUGCAGCGACGGUGUAAACGGCUUGAGUAGGGACUACCCUACUUUGGGAUCGUUUCCAAGCUUCCCAUUCAUUUGUGGUAGCCCCACGAUUGGGGGCUGGAAUUCAUCAAACUGCGGAAAGUGUUAUAGACUCAGCUACAAGGGUAGGACGAUUAUUGUCAAGGCAGUCGAUAUGGCAGUUGGGAGGUUCGUCUGUAGCAAAGGGGCGCUGGAUGAGUUGACGGGUGGGAUGGCGAUUGCACUAGGGAUUGUGCCAGUCGAAUAUUCACCAAUACCAACUGCAUGUUAG